Molecule: messenger RNA, 1053 nt
Organism: Geodia barretti
Lineage: Eukaryota; Metazoa; Porifera; Demospongiae; Tetractinellida; Geodiidae
Source: the annotation of a GenBank genome assembly
AUGAACAGGACACGGAUUAUUCUGCUCAAUCUGCUUAUCAUUACUACCUAUUUUGCGCACCUUAUCUCUUACGCUUUCAUUCUGUUUUCUGUCGCCUUGCUGGCACUGUUCCAUUUUAGACGGAACUUCAAGCAGAUCCUGAUUACAGGAUGUUACCUGCUACCUGCAGCUGUACUCAUUCUUGUCUACCUUCCUACCUCUGAUCUCCUCGCAGGAGAACCUCCCGAAUUUGGAAUUGGACGGAUUGGAGAACUGUUCAAUAACUUAAUCGGUAUGCACGUGCUUGUUGCCUACACCGAUCCUCCGAAUUGGAUUUCCGGUGCGGUCUCUGUCCUCUUGCUCUUUCUUGCUGCUGUAACAAUCUGGCAAAAUAGGAGAGAUACUGAAGAAAGGCACCUUGGACAGAGGGCAUUUCUCUGCCUUGCGUGUGUGCUUUUCGGGCUCUAUUUUAUCUUGCCAAACUCUAUAGGUCCCGGUGGCUGGGUUAAUGACAGACUCGCUAUUUUGGCUGUCCUCGCUAUGUUUGCAUGGUUCCGUGUUCUUGAACCUCUUCCAUGGAGACGCGUAUUCACAGCGAUAGUCAUACUUCUCGCGCUCCUUAACAUCCUCUAUGUUGGCAUUCUCUUCAAAAAUCUCAACGCUGAGAUACGCGAGUUUACCACUUUUGUACAGCGGGUUGAUAAGAAUAGUGUUAUCCUCCCACUUCACUUUGAUCCGAGAGGUAGCUCCAAGCGUGUAGGCAUCUUUGUCAACGCUGCCAAUUACUACUGCCUUGACAAUGGAGGCAUCAACCUCGGCAACUAUGAAAUACAGUUCGACUACUUUCCAAUCCGAUUCAACGCCGAUUUUGAGACCCCAUUGGAAGAGAAGGAGUGGGUGCAGAUCGUGCACUGGCAGCCCGAAAAGAUUGACCUCUGCGAUUAUGCUGACAAUGUAGAUUAUCUAUUGCUGUGGGGCACCCCAGACGAGCCUAUUGUCGCCGAGGCAAUUGAGGCGUGUUAUACGUUGGUGGCAUCUCAGGGGAAGUUGAAGCUUUUUAAGGGGAAGCGGUAG